CUCCUUUCUGCCCCCCAGGCCUCCGCUGAAAGCCGCGGUAAGUAGCUGCAGCGGCCCCCGGCUCGGGAACUCUGCCUCCGGCUGCCAACAUGGCCAGAAGCGGGUUCUGCGACUCCAAGCCCCUGCUGGACUUACACAAGAAGGCGGAUGAGAGGAGAGCUCCACUGAGAAGUUGGACCAAUGCCUGUGGCUCUGUGGAUCGCUGUCAGCCUGUGGAAGUGGAGGAGUCCAGGACGGCCCCAGUCAGAACGGAACCAGAGCGCAGAUGGGAAAGGAGGCUAUCUACACAAACCGCUGAAGGCAUCAUCAUGGGUUUCCAUGAGGACGGCAGGACAUGCAAGGCCGGCUCAGAUGGCUGCAUGGAGACUCCAGUGCUGCUCUACACUCAUGGCCUGCAGGGGCUAAACAACCUACAUGCCCUGGUUCCUAGCUUACUGAGACACGAAGUCCAGAUGGCACUUGAGAAACUGGACCUUAUUUGGGAUGGAACGUAUGCCUGGGACAUGUUCUUGUACAUGAUGAGAAGUCAGAUACGAAACACCUUUCCCAAUGCUGACCUCCCCCGCCAUUUCACUGAUGCUACUCGAGCUGUCCUCGUAGACUGGAUCAUUCAGGUUCAUGAACUGCUGCAGUUCCACGAAGAGACCCUCUAUCUGGCAAUACACCUCCUCAACCGCUCCCUGCGACAGCUGAAGGUGACCACAGCCAACCUGCAGCUCCUUGGCAUGGUUUGCCUCUUCGUCGCAUCAAAGAAAGUGGAGAGCCUCCUUCCAGAGGUGUCCGGACUCCUCAGCUUGAUGGAUCACACUUACACCAAACACCAGCUUCUGCGAAUGGAACGUAAAGUUCUGUGUGUGCUCAACUUCGAUCUGUCCUACUGUCCCCCGCUGUACUUCCUCCUCCUGUUCGCCUCCGUCGCUCGCUGUAGUGCUGCGGUGGAGUGGAUGGCUCGUUAUCUGCUGGAGCUGUCUCUGCUGGAGAGCCAGUGUGUGGUGUUUCUGCCCGUUCAGCUGGCAGGAGCAGCCCUCUGCUUGGCCCGCCAAGUCCUACAGGAGUGUCCGACGGCAGAGGGAGAGGCUGCCUGGUGUCUGGCUUCAAGCAUCCAUGUUGGCAGUGAGCCUACUCUGCUGAGGAUCAUGCAUAUUCUAGCUAGUGCUGCAGCCAAAGCCAGCUCCCGAGAGACCUGUGCUUCUUUUAUUAAAUUUUCUUCCCCAGAGACAUUACAAGUCAGUAGGCACCCAGGUCUGAACAAUGCUGCCGGUCUCCUGGGUGGAUGCAGUUGACAUGUCUCUCUUGGACACAAUGGGUUCUCUGCCUAAGCUCAUAUGGGGCAGCAGUCAGAAGUGUGAGAAAUUUCAUGUUGUUGACAAAUUGGCAAUGUCUGCUAGCAUGUGAUUUGGCUAAGAAUGUGGCAAACCUGUUUUAUAAUCUUACCUUGCAGCCAAUUUAGAAAAUACUUGAGUUGUAUCAAAGUGUCCUUGUCUUAUCUAUUGUGGAAAGGAUGUGAGCGGUCUGUCAAGUCAUUUGUAAUAUUUUUAAUGUAAAAUAAAGUGUCUGCUGCA
This is a messenger RNA of Fundulus heteroclitus (mummichog), 1562 nucleotides long. RefSeq names its product cyclin P (gene ccnp). The coding region runs from base 90 to 1283 and encodes 397 amino acids. The record is from RefSeq and is a predicted model, not a curated record. The transcript has 9 exons. Gene Ontology annotation, molecular function: cyclin-dependent protein serine/threonine kinase regulator activity. Gene Ontology annotation, cellular component: nucleus; centrosome; cyclin-dependent protein kinase holoenzyme complex. Gene Ontology annotation, biological process: regulation of cyclin-dependent protein serine/threonine kinase activity; mitotic cell cycle phase transition. NCBI's taxonomy places the organism in Eukaryota, Metazoa, Chordata, Actinopteri, Cyprinodontiformes, Fundulidae.